Molecule: messenger RNA, 1114 nt
Organism: Drosophila ananassae
Lineage: Eukaryota; Metazoa; Arthropoda; Insecta; Diptera; Drosophilidae
Gene: Cpr97Eb
Product: DNA translocase FtsK
Exons: 2
Coding region: 181-894 (237 amino acids)
Cellular component (GO): chitin-based extracellular matrix
Molecular function (GO): structural constituent of chitin-based larval cuticle
Source: RefSeq, a predicted model, not a curated record
AGCGUUGCACGCCCUGAUUUUCUUUCGAGUUUGUCGUUUCGAUUCGCAGAGUCUCGAGUGCAAGUGCAGAGCCUAUUGCUUAUAGUCCAGAGCCAUUCCAGCAGUGCAUCUAGUUAAGUCAGAGAUUGGUGAAAUCGGUUCGACAUUGACGGAUAUUCAGUUCUAAACGUUGGCAGAACGAUGAAAUUGCCCCUGGUUUCGGCACUUUUGCUGGUGGCGUUGGCCCACAGUGCGUAUGCGCAACACCAGGACUACACCACCCCAGUGCCCAUUUUGAAGCAGAUCGACAAGCACAACGACGACGGAUCCUACACCUAUGGCUACGAGGCAGCGGACAAGAGCUUCAAGAUCGAAACUAAGUACCCCAACGGCGAGGUGUACGGAAAGUACGGCUAUGUGGACGACCAGGGCAAGGUGCGGGAGAUCGAGUACGGAGCCAGCAAGCGGGGAUUCGAGCCCGCUGGUAGCCACAUCAAUGUGCCGCCUCCAACGCUGACCAACACCAAUCCGUAUCCCCUGGGACCCAACGAGAUCGAUGACGGCCAGUACCGCGAGGAUCCUGCCGUCUACUACAAAGACCAGAAGUUCAAUCGUCCUCUGUCGCCUGCCAGCAAGUUUAGCUUGAAUGACUUUGGGCGUGGCCAGUCCUACGCCCCGCCCCCACAGCAGCAGCAGCAGCCGCAGCCCGUCCCCCAGCGUCCUUACUACAACCCCACCCCCCAGUACUACAACCCCCCAGCCCCGCAGCCGCGCUACUACAAUCCCCCCGCCCAGCAGUCCUACUACAAUCCGCAGCAGUCGUACGCCGGACUCCCGAAUCAACACCAUCCGGCUCUCAGGAAUCUGAACAUCUAUACGGGCUCCUACAGCAUCGACUAUACGGGCCGGAAGUAGAGGCCAGGAUCGGGGGCAAGGAUCAGGGGACAACCUUUGAGUUGGGCCAGAGAGACAGCGACUGAAGUGUCCGAGGACAAUGUCAACAUGUUACUGCCAAAUAAAUCAGUCACUCCGCAUAUCCCACAGAUAUCUAAAUAGUAUCUACUGUUUAUGUAUGUUCUUCCACGUACUAUAUAUGUGUAAUAAAACGAGUUUCCAGACACAAAGUGUUAACAGA